Molecule: messenger RNA, 4931 nt
Organism: Lingula anatina
Lineage: Eukaryota; Metazoa; Brachiopoda; Lingulata; Lingulida; Lingulidae
Cellular component (GO): Cul2-RING ubiquitin ligase complex
Source: RefSeq, a predicted model, not a curated record
AGCUUGCAUGAUGGCGGCGCCUUCGAAGAGGCGCGAAGUGGAAUGCUGUGAAUCUUCAGAAGCAGUUCCACUGAGUUCGCCUAAAACCUUGUUGACUCUGACUACAAAAAUUGUUGCCAAAAAUUAUACUUGCAAGGAAUUGCUGGCUGAUGGACUGGUGUUAGAUGAGAUAUUGUUGAAAAAUAUUGCCAAAGAAGCAUUUCCAUGUGAUGAGAAGGUAUUUGAAUUGUAUGCAAAGCUGGCCACAGAUGAAAAUACAGUUGCUAAAGACAGAGGUAUUGGAGAAUUGGAGUUCCCUGAUUUAACAGACAAUACCUGGAGUGGUGCCCAAAGGAUAUUGAGUAAAAAGGAAACUUUUAUAAGAGAAGCAAUUCAAGUGGGGUUCUUGUAUACAGCUGUGGUCAUAUCCGUGGAUUCAAUGCAAGUGCCAGAGGUUUCCUUUCCAUUUUUGCCCGUCAGAACAGAAAGCUGUGUGAAAAGAAGCCGAGUGUCCAUCAACUUUGAAAAGCAGACUGUUGUUUCUGUAAAUUGUAGUGCUUGUCGCUUGGUAUGGUGUCGUCACGUUAUAGCAGCCAUAUUGUUUCGCAUUCGCUUUCCUGAGAAGGUACAGUGUCAUGCACCUCUGACUGAGACCUUACUGAAUCUGAACAGAGAACAGCUUCAGAAAGUGAUACAGUACACAGUACAGUCAGAUCCAGCGUCUACACUUUUUAAAGUGUUUCAGCAUAUGGAUGAGAUGUAUGAAUCCACAUCUGAGAUCAACCAAACAUGCGGGGCUCCUGAUCCCACCUUUGUACCCCAAUUAGAGGGUGACAUAUUGACUCUGCAGACGCUAGAAAAACUGAAAAGAAAUGUUAUUUCCAAGCUGAAGGUGUCCGCUGGGCUUUGGAAAUACAGAUUGCUUCCCGAGAGCAUGGCUGCUAGAUACGAUCCAGAAUGCCUCCUGCUGAGUGACUUGAAGGAACAUAUUCACCAAGUAGAAGACCUAUUGAAAACUGGAGCAACAUUAUUAGCAACUAAACUGCUCAUUCUCCUCACAGAGGCGGUGUUUGAAGUGGCUGAAGACCCUUCAGUUACAGAGAACAAACUGCUAGUACAUUUAUGCUACAAGAUGGAAGAGCUGUUUUCUGUAGCAGUUAUGCUCCCAAACAAUGAGCAAAAGCAUGAUCUUGUAAUUGCUGCAAAAGAAUUUAGGAGGCGUGGGAAGAAUGCUCCAAUCUUAAAGAUAAGAAGAAUGGACUGGAAUCAGGUUCCUGGUUUGGACAUUCCUGUGGCAUUGGCACAAGAAGAGCCAUCAUUACUGUUUACUGAUACUCUACAGGCUGCAACGCUGAACUGGGAUGUCAAAGGUCUCCAAGAUGUUUUGGAUGGAAAGGCUAGUUACAGAGACACGGUCUAUGAAGAACCUAUCCCUGUUGUGAUGUUAAGGAUAAAGACUUUGUUUCUGAUUGGUUCUACUGACCAGGCAGAGAGGCUAUCUCAAAUGGGGAUACAAAUGCUUUUGGAGAUCUCGAACAAGUAUUCCAUUAUCCCAACGGACUCUCAGCAAAAUUUCAUACAGCCCCAAAACACUGAUGUGAAACGAGUGACAAGAUCUAUGAUGAAGAAUGCUGCCUCAGGGAAAAGGACUAAAGCAAGAUUGACUGUCACCAAAAAUAACAGAAAAUCUUACAAACAGGGGAGUAUGCUCUCAUCUUCUCUGGGUCCAAUGCAGAUUGUACCUUGCCUUCUUAAUCUCUGUGAGGGUAUUAAAGAACUUGCCCUUGAACAUGAGACAGAGCAGAGCAGUUGGUUUCUCAUUUGCCAUGCCUUUUUGAGAGUAUUAGAUCUUGCACGCUACAUGACCAGAAUAAUUAGCAGCUUUAGCUAUGGCAGAAGCAUACAUAUGCAGAAGUUGGAUAACUUCCUUCUCUGGAACUGCCCUGUGAUGGCAGAAAUUGCAGCAAAGGCCACUGACAGCAUUCUGUCUUGUGACAUGAGGUGCUGGACCCCUGUUUGUCCACUGUAUCUGGUACAGUUCCUGGUGGAAGUUGCAAAGGAAAAUCCUCAAAAUUAUCUCACAGACGUAGAAGAAAGGAGAUUGAAGGUGGUCCAACUAUGCCAACAGGUGUUGUGCUAUGACAACCUCCUAGAAAAGCAAGGGAGCAGGGAUGAAGAAAGCAUUUUGGACAUGAUUGCCCAUGCAUUUAGAGAUGGAUUGAGAGUACAUCAGAAAAGAGAGCAAGAGUGGCUUAAAGAAGUGCUUCAGCAGUGCAGUAGCUACACAAACAUAAGGGCAUUGCACACUGUUCUUGAGGCACUGGGAGAUGCAGAGCAUAGAGGUUCCCUGCUUCAAGCAGACCUUGUGAUGGAUUACCUGAUGGCAGCCAAAAUAUACUUGAAGAUGGCAGGGGAGAAAAAGAACACCAUACUCAACUCUUCCUUCAUAAUUGGCAAUAUUUAUGAUCUUGUUUUCCGUAUGGGUAUCCCUUCUCUGUCUAUAUUUGUAGAGGGGUGGCAGAAGUAUACUUCCUCCAAUUUCAUCAUCAGAUUGCUCCUUGCUGUGUACAGUGAAGUAGUGAUCCUGCAAUAUGUCCCACAGGAAGCGUUUCAACUACUGCUAGAUGCCUUGAAACAUAAAGGCGAGGUCAUCAAAGACUUUGUCAAGUUAUUGAAAGGUUGGCUUUUCACUCCUGCACAGACCAAGAGAUUGAUGGACGCCAUUAUGAAGAAUGCUGAGUACAUCCAUCCUGGGGCCAUGUUUCAGCUUCUUAGAGAGCAGCAAAGCACAAUGGGUGAGGACAGAACUGGCAAGCCAAAGAAUUCCACAUUCAAACUUGCUGUAGCUGUCCUUAGAUCAGUUGGGGCACAUCCAAUGAUCUAUGAGAUGGUGGAUCCAAAUCUGACUGACAUGGACUGGCUGAUAUCUGUUUGUCUGGCAGGAAAAGUUGAAGACUUAGACAAGAGAAAUUACUAUGGUCAGUUCAUUGCCGCAGUGGAGAAGAACUGUUCAGCUUUACCGCAAGUUCUUUUGAAACUUCUGUCACACCUUCUGAAGUUCCCAAGACUUAUCAAACACUGCGAUUCUCUCUCUGAUGCUCUUAUUCCAGGUUGUAAAGCAUACCUUGAAAAGCACCUCAGGUCAAGUGGUAAAUCACAAUCUUCAUAUGAGGAAGUUGUAGAGAAGAUGAAACAGAUGCGUGAUGCUUGUGGUGAAUUUGUUACAAAUGGCGGCCAGCAGUUUGACGGCGAAGUCAUCCCUUUUGUUCUAAGUGUAUUCCGGAACAAGAAAAAGUUAUGCCAAAUGAUCUCCAUGCAGUUUUAUGGAGAAUCAUUGUAAGAAUGCUUUCAAAUGUAAAGCAUACAAAAAACUGAUGAACUUAAAGUUUCAAGUAGAAUAUUAUAAUUUUUUUAUUGUUUCAUUACUUUCUGUUUUCUUGGUAAGAACAACAGAGCACAAUGAGAAGCUUAUCUACUGCAAUUCUUGUCAUUGGAAGUGACUUUUCCAAAUGCAUAUCUUUAAAGUAGAUUACAAAAGUAAAACUGACUUAAGUAAGUUGAUAUACUUAGCAAGGUAGCUAACAUAAUUUAAUUGAAAGUGCCAUAAGAUAUUGAUAUUUUGUCAGCUUCAGUAAGAAACUGAAGCCUGUAUUUUCUAGCUUCUUUUUUAUUUUUUUGACAAAAAGAUAAAAUAUAUAGAGUGGUCCAAAAAGAUGUUUCCAUUUCUGAUAAAGAGGGAAAACUUAGCACUUUUUCAUAGACCUGUCUUACAGGCAGUUUUGUGUGGUGUAAGGAUUUUCCCAUCAUUUUGUGAGUAUUGCUCAAUAGUUUAUACUGUGCUCUAUCCAAGCUCCUUGGUGAUAAAUCACUGUGGCUAUUUGGCUGUAAUGACAAUGUUCAACAUUUCAUGGGGAAUUCGCCUGAUGUCCAUUAUAAUAUCAUUCUUGGGAGCAUCAAUAGUUUGGGGAUUGUUGGCUUAGACAGUCUUUUAGGUAUCCCUACAGAAAACGAUCCAAAGUUGAUAGGCCUGGAGAAUGUGCAUGCCUAGGGUGGUCUGUAUGAUGGGAGACCUAUCCCCUUUAGAUUGUUCUCUGUGGGGAUACUUAAAAGACCAUGGCUAUGGCCUUAUUCUGAUAUACAUCAGAGAUCUACGUGAAUUGAUCCAAUGCUGCAGGGACUCUUGCUGACUGCAAUCAGCUUAACUGAAUGAUGUCUCCUCUUGGAGUAAAGUAUAAUACAGAAAUGCCAGUGAUUAUACAAGUGCUUUGAAAACAAGAGGAGGUAUGUCAUUCAGUUAAGCUGAUUGCAGUCACUGAGAGUCCUUGCAGAGUAAGAUAUUCCACAUAGACCAAUAAUUUCAUUGGGAAUGGGGUCUUUGCCAACAAUCCCCAGACUAUUGAUGCUCAUAAAAAUAAUAUUCGAACAGAGAUCAGAGUUCACCAAGACGUUGAACAGUCAUUAUAAACUUCAAUGUGCAAGUAGCCACAGUGAUUAUGUGCCAAGGAGCUUGGAUCGAGCUGAUUUAAAACUAUUGAGCUGUGCUCACAAAAUUAUGUUAUAUGAAGAAAAAACUUACACCACAAAAUUUACUUGUUUGUAUGACGGGUCAAUGACAAAAAAUGUGAAGUUUUUUUUUUUCAGUAUAAAAUGCUACUUUAUCAAGAAUGGAAGUACUUUAUGGACCACCCUUAACAGAACAAACCUGAAGUUUUUUUUUCAGAGAUCUUAUGAAUAAAUUGUUAUAGAAGUUGUUUUAAGUUGAUAAUCAUACUUAAUGAUACUAAAUUCAAAAUUAGAGAGUUCCUCAGAAAUGGCAAUCUCUAACAGAUACACAUUCCAUUGUAUUUUAUGUAACAAUAAUUAUGUGAAAGUUAAGUUGUGAAAGAUAAAUUUAAAAAAAAAAAGUAAUUUAUAUUUUAGAAAAAUUUGACUUGGUUUGCAACAUUGAUUGA